AUGCCCUCAAUUGCCCAGCAUUACAAGUACCUCGUCAUUGGAGGUGGAUCAGGAGGUGUCGCUUCAGCUAGAAGAGCUGCCAAACAUGGUGCAAAGACCCUUUUGAUUGAAGGAAAGGCACUCGGAGGAACAUGCGUCAAUGUCGGAUGUGUCCCCAAGAAGGUCAUGUGGUAUGCCUCUGAUCUGGCUGGAAAGCUCUCAAUCGCCAAGGACUAUGGAUUUAAUGUGGCAGGCGAUUUUUCCUUUAACUGGACCACACUGAAGGAGAAAAGGGAUGCUUACGUUAAAAGACUAAAUGGAAUAUACGAGAGAAACUUAGAGAAGGAAGGUGUGGAUUAUGUAUACGGUUGGGCGAAGUUCAACCCCGAUGGAAAAGUGGAAGUUACUUUACAUGAUGGUAAAAAAGCGGUUUACUCUGCUGACCAUAUCUUAAUUGCUACAGGAGGUCAGACCGCCUUACCAAGCGAGGAGCAAAUUACUGGGGUCAAGCUCGGUAUUGAUUCUGAUGGGUUUUUUAAAUUAGAGAAGCAGCCCAAAAGAGUGGCCAUAGUAGGAGCAGGAUAUAUUGGAAUUGAAUUUGCUGGUGUUUUCAAUGGUUUGGGUUCUGAAACCCAUUUGAUCAUUAGAGGAGACACUGUGCUAAGAAAGUUUGACGAUAUCAUCCAAGAAACUGUAACUUCUUACUAUGAGAAGUCUGGAAUCAAUGUUCAUAAACAGAGUCAGGUUACAAAGGUUACCAAAAAUGAAGAUGGGUCCUUAGAUUUACUUUUGACUACUGGAAAGACAGUUCAAGUAGAUGAAUUAAUCUGGACUAUUGGGAGAAAGUCAUUCUUGGGACUAGGAUUAGACAAUAUCGGAGUCAAGCUGAAUGAUAAAAAUCAGAUCAUUGUUGACGAAUACCAAAGAACAAAUGUUCCUAAUGUCUACUCUCUUGGAGAUGUGGUUGGAAAUGUUGAGCUCACCCCUGUCGCAAUCGCUGCUGGUAGAAAACUAUCUAACAGAUUAUUUGGUGGAGAUCAAUUCAAAGACCAGAAAAUGGAUUACAACAAUGUUCCCUCCGUUGUAUUUUCUCAUCCUGAAUCUGGAUCCAUCGGAUUGACAGAGAAGCAGGCUAUAGAGCGAUUUGGCAAAAACCAGAUUAAGGUCUACCAAUCCAAAUUUGUGUCCAUGUUCUAUGCCAUGUCCGAACACAAAUCUCCCAUUGCCUAUAAGCUUAUUGUUCAAGGGGACAAUGAGAAAGUGGUUGGACUCCACAUCGUUGGAGACUCAUCUGCAGAGAUCUUGCAAGGUUUUGGAGUGGCCAUCAAAAUGGGAGCAACGAAGGCUGAUUUUGACAACUGUGUAGCUAUCCAUCCAACCAGUGCUGAAGAAUUAGUGACAAUGGUUUAG
This is a messenger RNA of Komagataella phaffii GS115, 1389 nucleotides long. RefSeq names its product Cytosolic and mitochondrial glutathione oxidoreductase. The coding region runs from base 1 to 1389 and encodes 462 amino acids. Gene Ontology annotation, biological process: glutathione metabolic process; cell redox homeostasis; cellular response to oxidative stress. Gene Ontology annotation, cellular component: cytosol; mitochondrion. NCBI's taxonomy places the organism in Eukaryota, Fungi, Ascomycota, Pichiomycetes, Pichiales, Pichiaceae. The transcript has a single exon. The record is from RefSeq and is a predicted model, not a curated record. Gene Ontology annotation, molecular function: glutathione-disulfide reductase (NADPH) activity; NADP binding; flavin adenine dinucleotide binding.